AUGGAGCACCGCGCCGCACCUGUUGUUCCCCCUCGCAUAGGGUCUGCACCAUUAACGCAAGGGCCCUCCUCGUUUCAGCGACCCACAGGUCGUGGAAUUGGCUUUCAUCGGGCCGGACUCGGUCGGGGCGUCAACAGCGGCUCACCCCUCCACCACCAGGCGGCUCCGUCUCCAUCGGCAGGUAUUUUUGACCGCACAUCGGCUCCUGCCCCUGGAACCGCCGAGUCCCCAGUGUCCAGCUACCCGGAAGACUGCGUCUACGAGAUCGCUGAGUUUACCAGAUUGCAGAACACAAAAUGUUUGCCACCCAAGGGCAUUCUCCAAUUCGCAACGGAUUUGUGGAAGGAGAUGCCAGAGAACAACGUCAACAAGCCCGAGCAUAUAUUCUCCCGCGAGGACCUCUUCCAGGGGGAGUCUGCGCCUUCUAAGGUGAUGAGUGAGCGGAAGUUGCACAACGAGGUACUAGGUAUUCUCGGGAAAGUAAGUGAAGACAACAUUGAACUUAUGAAGAAGGAGUUGACCAAUCUUCCCAUUCGUCAAUCCGACGAUGAAGAAAUUGAAGAGGUUAUUAGGGUGAUUUUUCACAAGUCCAUUCAACCGGAGGACAGCAUCUUUGUACAGCUUUAUGUUAAGCUGAUUGCUCACUUGAUCAGUAGCAUCGGUGACAACGAACCUGCGGGUCGACGCAUUCGCAGUGCAAUUAUUAGGCAGUCACAGAAUAUGUUUGAGAAGGCUGAUGAUGCUCAAGGAAAGCUGGAGCGGGAGAUUGCGGGCCUUCCUGAGGAUGAGGCGGAGCAACGCCGAAUGAACUUCGCCGCGAAGCAGAAGGCAAACAUCAAUUUUCUGGGUCUCCUCUUCACACACGGUCUCGUGCGCGAGAAGGUAGUCUUGCAGAUCCUUCAGUGGCUUUUGUACGGUCCGGAGACGAAACGACGUAUACCCGCUGAUUACGAAAUAAUCCAUUUCAUGAAUCUCCUUCUGACGUGCGGGAAAGAUUUUUCCAAAGAGGGUGCGGAGCUCGUGCCGCACUUUCGCUCCGUGCUUCAGGACCUCAUGCACACUCACCCCCAGCGGCGCAUUCAGUUCCUAUUGCUAAACACACUUGAGACAAUAGAUAAUAAUUGGGUGCCGCGUCAUGGGGCCGCUGCGGCAGCGGCGCGAAGUUCAGGAGACCGAGGAGGUAACGUGACAGGGACGGGUGAUAGCGAGCGUGAACGACACCCUUUGCCACCGAUACCGCCCCCGCUUAAGCCUGUUCCGUCCCGGGAUAAGUUUUGGGCGGCCAUGGACAAGUACUUCACAGCUGAAAGUUUGGAGGAGGUGUCGUUGCUAUUGGCAGACAUCCCAGAGGAGACACGCAUAGCAUACUGUUCCUCCAUUAUUCACCGCUAUAUCACAACAAUGCGAUAUGCAGAUCAACGCGCUCGGCUCGGCGAGUUGUUCGAGAAAUUGGGGAACGCGAGGGUGCUACCUGUCAGUGAAGUGAGACAAGCGCUCCGUAAGCAUCUCAGGGAUGCAGUCGAGCAAGAUAUCUUUACCGACCUUCCGAAGUACUUCCAUAACUGGGCAAUUGUUAUAAAGGGAGGUCGUAGUGUGUUCCCACUUUCCUUCCAUACAGAUUUCCUGGAUAUGCUCGUUGACUGCGGGGGAAGCCGCGACCACAUAGCCAAUAUGCUCAAAGAAGUUCAAGCUGUUCUCAGCGAGGGGCCGAAAAACAGCAACGCCGAUUACGACCCGAAGUCCCGCUUCCGUGUACUACCGGCACUGCUGCGGUAUUCUCCUCCGCUUCUGUCAGGUACAGUGGUGGAUGAAUCAGACGACAUUUUGAGGCAAUUUACCACAUAUGACACGGAGGUGGAAUUCUUCAACCAGUUAUGUGAUGCAGACGGAGCAAAGAAUGUUCCUCUUUUGAAUGGUCCCAUUUCGCGGUCCCUCCACCAUCAGUGCUGCCUCAUAUCGGCUUUCUUUACCUUUGUUCGAUUUGACGUGGAGCAUCUCUGCCGUGAGCACAAGGAGACGCUGAAGAGGAUGGUAAAUUCAAAGCAACCCCUUCACCAGCUACUAGAAGAGGUAUUUGUGGCGUGGCAAUCUCUUGGUCGAACGCCGGAGAGAGCCUUUGAGGACUUCUUAAAGGCAGUUCGGCCUUUCGUUUCUCCAAAAGAUGCCUUCGACAAGUUCAAGUCACAUUUAACGACAAAGUACGGCGAAACUGCUAAGGAGGCCUUUGCUGCGUUUGAGAAAUCUAAAUAA
Molecule: messenger RNA, 2250 nt
Organism: Trypanosoma brucei brucei TREU927
Lineage: Eukaryota; Euglenozoa; Kinetoplastea; Trypanosomatida; Trypanosomatidae
Exons: 1
Coding region: 1-2250 (749 amino acids)
Cellular component (GO): eukaryotic translation initiation factor 4F complex
Molecular function (GO): mRNA binding; protein binding; translation initiation factor activity
Source: RefSeq, a predicted model, not a curated record